UGCGCAGGCGCCCUUGAACAGAUCGCUUGGUUAGUCUGUGAACGCAGUCCUGCGUGUCCUAGUUGCCUAGGCCGCUCUGCUCUUUCUGACAGGUGUUCCAAGGAGUGAGGGCAGCCUCUGCGCGAGGAACAGGGACUACGGACUUUGGACUGGUCAGCGCCAUGGGCAGCAGCUGCCGAAUCGAAUGCAUAUUUUUCAGCGAGUUCCAUCCCACGCUGGGACCCAAGAUCACCUAUCAGGUCCCUGAAGAUUUCAUCUCCCGGGAGUUGUUUGACACUGUCCAAGUGUAUAUCAUCACCAAGCCAGAGCUACAGAACAAGCUCAUCACUGUCACAGCCAUGGAAAAGAAGCUGAUUGGCUGCCCCGUGUGCAUUGAACACAAGAAGUACAGCCGUAAUGCCCUCCUCUUCAACCUGGGUUUCGUGUGUGAUGCUCAGGCUAAAACCUGUGCCCUCGAACCCAUUGUUAAAAAGUUGGCUGGCUACCUGACCACACUGGAGCUCGAGAGCAGCUUCGUGUCCACAGAGGAGAGCAAGCAGAAGUUGGUGCCCAUCAUGACCAUCUUACUGGAGGAGCUAAAUGCCUCUGGCCGGUGCACUCUGCCCAUUGAUGAGUCCAACACCAUCCACCUGAAGGUGAUUGAGCAGCGGCCAGACCCUCCUGUGGCCCAGGAGUAUGAUGUGCCUGUCUUUACCAAGGACAAGGAGGAUUUCUUCAACUCACAGUGGGACCUCACCACACAGCAGAUUCUUCCCUACAUUGAUGGAUUCCGCCAUGUCCAGAAGAUUUCUGCCGAGGCAGACGUGGAGCUCAACCUGGUGCGCAUCGCCAUUCAGAACCUGCUGUACUAUGGUGUGGUGACCCUGGUGUCCAUCCUCCAGUACUCCAAUGUGUACUGCCCAACACCCAAGGUCCAGGACCUGGUAGAUGACAAAGCCCUGCAGGAGGCAUGUCUGUCCUAUGUGACCAAGCAAGGGCACAAAAGGGCCAGUCUCCGGGAUGUAUUCCAACUGUACUGCAGCCUGAGCCCGGGCACCACGGUGCGAGACCUCAUCGGCCGCCACCCCCAGCAGUUGCAGCAUGUUGAUGAAAGGAAGCUGAUCCAGUUUGGGCUUAUGAAGAACCUCAUCCGAAGACUACAGAAGUAUCCAUUGCGGGUUUCCCGGGAGGAGCGGAGCCACCCUGCCCGGCUUUACACAGGCUGCCACAGCUACGAUGAGAUCUGCUGCAAGACAGGUAUGAGCUACCACGAGCUGGACGAGCGGCUAGAAAAUGACCCCAACAUUAUCAUCUGCUGGAAGUGAGGCUGCCUGGCUUGAGCAUGUUGUUAUGGUUACUUCCUCCGGCUCCACGCUGCCUAGUACGGUGGAGCCUGCAUUAGCCGGUAUUGUCUGGAGAUCGACCCUCAGUUUCUGUAAAUAAAGUCAUCCCUUUCAACCUA
Jaculus jaculus (lesser Egyptian jerboa) is the source of this 1441-nucleotide messenger RNA. It is a transcript of the gene Nprl2, whose product is annotated as NPR2 like, GATOR1 complex subunit. The record is from RefSeq and is a predicted model, not a curated record. NCBI's taxonomy places the organism in Eukaryota, Metazoa, Chordata, Mammalia, Rodentia, Dipodidae. The coding region runs from base 162 to 1304 and encodes 380 amino acids. Gene Ontology annotation, biological process: negative regulation of TORC1 signaling; positive regulation of autophagy; cellular response to amino acid starvation. Gene Ontology annotation, molecular function: GTPase activator activity. Gene Ontology annotation, cellular component: GATOR1 complex; vacuolar membrane. The transcript is spliced from 11 exons.